AUGCAGUUAAAUUCUUAUUCAACGGAACUAAGCUUAAUUUCAUAUACGACACGACCUCUCCUCGGUUCUUUCAUUCAAAUGUACCAAUGGGAGCGCUCAAUAUAUCACAAAGGAGCUAUCAUGCCUGAGUCAAGGGGAAGGUACCGGGACAGCGAUUCCGAUGGAGAGAAGUUCUGCAAGCUCUUCAUUGGAGGGCUCAACUACACAACAAAUGAAGAGGCCAUGAAAGAAUAUUUUGAGCCGUGGGGUGAGGUUGUUGAUUGUGUCGUUAUGAGAGACCCCAACACAAAAAAAUCUAGAGGUUUUGGUUUCAUCACAUACAAAACUGAAGAACAAGUUGAUGAAGCACAACGAAACAGGCCACACAAUAUUGACAACAAAGAGGUUGAAACUAAAAGGGCUAUGCCAAGAAAUGAAACAGAUUCUCAAGCAACAGUAAAAAAAUUAUUUGUAGGGGGAAUCAAAGAAGAUACAGGUGAAGAAGAAAUUCGAGAAUAUUUUAGCGCCAAAGGGAAAAUUGAAACUAUAGAUAUGAUUACAGAUAAAGGCACUGGGAAAAAGAGAGGAUUCUGUUUUAUUACUUUUGAGGAUUAUGAUACAGUUGAUAAAUUAGUGCUAAAGAAAUAUCUUGAUUUCAAAGGCAAGCGAGUAGAAGUAAAAAAGGCUUUAUCAAGAGCUGAAAUGAACCACAAUAAACAAAUAAACAUGGGACCUAUGGGUGGGCCAAUGGGACCAGGACCAAUGGGGCCUGGGCCAAUGGGACCAGGACCCCACAUGGGUGGACCUAUGGGACCAGGACCACAUAUGGGACCACCAGGACCUCCAGGCAGAGGUGGUCGAGGAGGCAUGGGUGGUGGCAGAGGUGCAGGUGGCGACUGGCAUAAUUCACCUGGUAAUUACGGCUACGGUGGUGGUGGUAACUUCAAUGGAGGAUAUCACCAAGGACCUGGAAAUUGGGGAGGUCGUGGAGGUCACCCAGGAUAUGGUGGUUAUGGACAUCAAGGCAACUAUGGUGGUGGCCAUGGUGGCUAUGGCAAUCAACAUGGAGGCUAUGGUGGUGGUGGCGGCGGCUAUGGCCAGGGUGGCUGGAAUCAAGGCUAUGAAGGAUUUGGAGGUGGCUAUGGUGGUGGAAGUGGCUAUGGUGGUGGCUAUAGACGAUGA
Molecule: messenger RNA, 1161 nt
Organism: Acanthosepion pharaonis
Lineage: Eukaryota; Metazoa; Mollusca; Cephalopoda; Sepiida; Sepiidae
Source: the annotation of a GenBank genome assembly